CAGCUGGUGCAAAUAAAAAGUUCGAAGGAGGAAGUAGGAAGUCGUUUACGAACAAACCAAGCACAAAGAGGAGAAAUUGACAAUUUAAGACAUAAGACAAUGGCGGGUAUUAAAGCGCUGGUUGGCUUGUCCUUCAGUGGAGCUAUUGGCUUGACUUUCCUGCUGUUGGGCUGUGCACUGGAGCAGUAUGGGGUGUACUGGCCUCUCUUCGUCCUCAUCUUCUACAUACUGUCUCCUAUCCCCACCUUCAUAUCCAGAAGGCUCAGUGAUGACAGUGAUGCAGCCAGCAACGCAUGCAGAGAGCUGGCAUGCUUCUUCACGACGGGCAUUGUGGUGUCUGCGUUCGGGCUUCCCAUCAUACUGGCCCGGGUUGCAUUAAUCCAGUGGGGGGCCUGUGGCCUGGUGAUGGCUGGCAACGCUGUCAUCUUCGUGACCAUCCUGGGCUUCUUCUUGGUGUUCGGCGGGGGAGACGACUUCAGCUGGGAGCAGUGGUAGACCGUCUGGAUCUCUGGCACCAUCCCAAAUGGACCCCUAGACCCUACGCCCUAUGGAUUUGACCGGUGCAAGCAAUAUGGUAGUAGCUUCACCCUGCCCUCUGAUAGGCUAGGUGGAAGUUUCACCAUAUUGUUUAAACCAAUCAAAUCUACUCUGAUCUCUAAAAGUGCAUAGGGUGUAGGGUCUAGGGAUGGAUUGGGACACAGAGACGGAGGGAGUCAGUCAUUCCUGUUAUUAACAACAAGGUUACAGUGGUGGACGACAGAUAUGAUAAACCAAAAAGCUACUACGGCCUAACGUCGCUACUAACUGACGUUUUAAGAAGCUGAUGCUGACUAUUUAAUGUCCUAUGAGAAAGGUGCCACCCCCUCCUGGUUAGUGAGGAGGGGGUGGCACUCCUGGUUAGUGAGGAGGGGGUGGCACUCCUGGUUAGUGAGGAGGGGGUGGCACUCCUGGUUAGUGAGGAGGGGGUGGCACUAAACAGGGUGUCUGGGAUGUUAAUGGACACUGCGAUGUCUGUCCUUUUUUUUCCUCCACAGAUACCUGAUCAGUUUUUCUUAUAGUAUUCGCUCCAAUAUUCUCUUCAACCUUUUUUUUGCCUUACCUGUCCCCUAUGCUGAGGGAGAGUCAUUGAAAACCAGUGUCCUGUCCAGCCCCCCCCCCCCCCUCCCCCCUCCCUAGGAACUUGUUGAUCUCAGUGAGAAGACUGGAUAGGUGUAAGCAUGUGGUGAAAUAUCACCAAUGGGAAAUGUUCUUUUAACAUCUACACAAGUGUCUAGGGCUAGAGUGGUUGUUUCUGGAAAAGGCCCACCUCUCUACAUUCAUAUCUAUAAAGCCAGAUGCUAGUUUAAGGAUAAUAAUAACUUGUAUGUGUGUUAUGAGGGAUACUGUUGAAUGAUUUUUGUUGUAAUCACCACUACGCCGUCUGUGUCCACUUCAUUUAGGGAGUAUUCUGUUUGUUUGUGGAAAUCUUAUUUAAGCGUAAGCAUUUCAAAUGAUCUACUCAUUCUUACAGCUGAUUGCGUGUGUACCUUAUUUUGUUUGUAUGUAUCUAUUUCAUAUGAUCACUUUGGGUAUGACUUCAUAACCAGGUCAAGGUUUCUGUUUGUAGUUUGUUGUUUUCAACAUGUUGCCCUUCUGCAAAUGUUUCCACCAAUACCAAAGGCCAUUUUAAGAAAAGAAGGUAGACAUGGUUCAUUCACCCCACUAAGGUUUCUGAUGUGUCUAAUAUUAUGAAACACACAGUUCAUAUUAAUUAGGAAAACAACAUUGUUAUGCCAUUAUAAGCUGGUUGUCUUCACUGACGACAGAGGCUAACAUAAGGGUUUGUGAAUCAUUGUCUAUAUUAGUACAGGAAUGUUGAUUUCACACAUGGAAUGUAAACACUAUAUAUUUUGUGUUUUGUAGAACAGGUCUGUUUGUGUUCAAAUGAAGUGCCCACAUUUCUAUUCACCAAAAAACUAAUUGACAAGUGCCUGUUAAAUCGAUAUUUUUUUUUACUUAAAAAAACAUUUUUAUGUCA
Oncorhynchus nerka (sockeye salmon) is the source of this 2017-nucleotide messenger RNA. RefSeq names its product leptin receptor gene-related protein. The record is from RefSeq and is a predicted model, not a curated record. Bases 100 to 495 code for a protein of 131 amino acids. Gene Ontology annotation, cellular component: endosome. Lineage: Eukaryota; Metazoa; Chordata; Actinopteri; Salmoniformes; Salmonidae. The transcript is spliced from 4 exons. Gene Ontology annotation, biological process: late endosome to vacuole transport via multivesicular body sorting pathway; negative regulation of growth hormone receptor signaling pathway.